Molecule: messenger RNA, 1038 nt
Organism: Penicillium odoratum
Lineage: Eukaryota; Fungi; Ascomycota; Eurotiomycetes; Eurotiales; Aspergillaceae
Product: proline racemase family protein
Exons: 1
Coding region: 1-1038 (345 amino acids)
Molecular function (GO): 4-hydroxyproline epimerase activity
Source: RefSeq, a predicted model, not a curated record
AUGCCAUUUUCACGCUCACUUACCGUCGUCGGCUGUCAUGCAGAAGGCGAAGUGGGAGAUGUCAUCACCGGCGGCGUUCUUGACGUCCCUGGAAAAACAAUGCAAGAAAAGCUCGUCCACAUGUCCACCAAAAAAGACCACUUGCGCCAACUCCUCCUCAAUGAACCACGAGGCCGAGCAUCAAUGAACACGAACCUAGUUCUUCCUCCCUGCGAUCCAGGAGCUGAUGCCGGAUUCCUGAUCAUGGAAAGCGAGGAAUAUGCACCCAUGUCCGGAUCCAAUAUCAUUUGCACCACGACCGUUGUGUUGGAAACUGGCAUGAUUCCCAUGAAGGAGCCCAUUACCGAGAUUGCUUUAGAUACCGCCGCCGGACUGGUGACAGUCACCGCAGAGUGUGAAGCAGGGAAGUGCAAAACCGUCGAAUUCAACAACGUGCCAUCCUUUGUCCUCGAACUCGACUUUAAAGUUCCUGUUCCGGGACUCGGGGAUGUGACUGUCGAUAUCGCCUAUGGAGGCAUGAUGUAUGUUCUGGUUGAUGCCGCGUCCCUGGGCUUACGGGUCGAGAACCAAAAAUCACAAAGGCUAGUGGAGGUCGCAGAGCGGAUCAAGCGAGCCGUUGAAGUAGUUUACACUCCUGUUCAUCCCGAGAAUGCUGGUAUAACGGGGUUUAGUGUACUUGCAUUCACAGAACCCUUAAAGACAGAAGAGGGAUGCAAGGCUGCUGUCAAUGCCGUGGUAGUCUCCCCAGGACGUUUUGAUCGCAGUCCCUGUGGAACUGGAACGUGUGCCCGGCUAGCAGUUCUACAUGCUCGAGGGCAUAUUAAGGAGGGGGAGACUUUCAAACAUCGGGGUAUUCUGGGGACAGAAUUUAUCUCUCGGAUUCGUGGCACGGCAAAGGUGGGGAAGUACUCUGCUGUCCUGCCUACUGUCAAAGGUCGGGCUUGGAUUACUAGUUUCAAACAGAUUGUUUUGGAUGCAACGGAUCCGUUUCCAGAAGGUUUUCGUGUUGGUGAUCAGUGGCACAUGCCGCCAAAUUAG